UUUAACAUGACCUUAGUUUAAUAAUCUUGUCCAGAGUGCUUUGAUAGAUGGAAACAUGCCUAAUAACAUGACUAAUAAUUACUAAAAAAUUAAAGCUAUCAGGAGAGAUCUACAGGUUACGAUGCUGCAUGGCUGCAUCCCUGGUGUUCAGACUACAUGACAGAGGCCCAGAGCUGGUGAGGGAGGUGCUUCUGGAGCGAGGAUGGGAGGAAUAUGAAGAAGGAGAACGGGAGGAGGAGGACUGGAACCUCUACUGGAGGGGCUCGGCUUUUCGCAACUCCGAAUAUCACAACCUGUUGCCAUGGCAGCGCCUCAACCACCAUCCCAAGACUGCAGGCAUCACACGCAAGGACUGUUUGGCUCGCAACCUGAGGAGAAUGAGAGCCACAUUCGGUUCAGCUCUCUACGAUUUCAGUCCCACCGCCUUCAUCCUCCCCAACGACUACACCCGCCUCCUGGCUGAAUACAACAAACUGCGUCUGACCAGAGGACUGUCGGUCUACUGGAUAUGUAAACCAGUGGAUCUCUCCAGAGGCAGAGGGAUCUUCAUCUUUGAGGAUAUCAAGGACUUGGUCUAUGACUGCUCCGUAAUCGUACAGAGGUACAUCAGUAACCCUCUGCUGAUCUCCAGCUACAAGUUUGACCUGAGGAUCUAUGUGUGUGUGAAGAGCUUUAAUCCACUGACUGUUUACAUUCAUCAAGAAGGUCUGGUGCGUUUCGCCACAGAGAAGUACAACCUGUCCUCUCUUCACAACCUGUACGCUCAUCUCACCAACACCAGCAUCAAUAAGUUCGGUCCCUUCUACAAAACCGAAAAAGAAAGAGUGGGCCAAGGAUGCAAGUGGACCAUGAGCAAGUUCAGGCAUUUUCUCCACAGCCAAGACAUCAACGAGCUUCUUUUGUGGCAGAGGAUCAACAACAUCGUCACUCUGACCCUCCUCACCAUCGCUCCCUCUGUCCCCUCCUGUCCAAACUGCGUGGAGCUCUUUGGCUUUGAUAUCCUCAUUGAUAACAAGUUUAAACCUUGGCUGCUAGAGGUCAACUACAGCCCUGCGUUGACUCUGGACUGCCAAGCAGACAUUACAGUGAAGAAAGGGCUAAUCAGCGAUCUGAUUGAUUUGAUGAAUUAUACAUUGACUGACAGCUUGAGAGAGAGGGCUUAUCAGAGACAAGGGUACAGGCAGUCCUGUUUCCACACCAACCACCCCUCACAUGUUUCAAUACCUGUGCUCUCGAAGGUUAAAGAAACCAAAGUUCAGAAGCGAAGGAGUGGUAGCCAGUCACAAACUCAGACUCUCCCUCUGUUUAACCCUCGGAAUAACCAUGAAAAGAUUAACCAUGAAAAGAUUAACCAAAGACAGUCCAGACAACACGCUUUUGUAGCUGACUACAGAGGACAUCUUCCCCCUGUUGACUUAAACAAGCUAUAUGCAGCCAGGGGCAGAAUAAUUAACACCACAGCUACCAAAAUCCACACAGACAAGACCCUAAACCUGAUACUCGGCCCACAUUCAAGGACAAACGAGUCGGUCGUAAACAGUCAGACGUGUCCAGCUCGUGCACCGUGGCUGAUGGACAACAGGAGUCUUCGCAUGUCUGAGGUUACAAACCAUGACGACACUGAAACAGAAGCUGAGACGGAGCUCUCAGGAAAGACAGACAUUUCCUCUUCGAUACAUGAUCUCCCACAGAGGGGGCUGGGAUUCAGACAGAAGCUCCCAAACAUUUACAGUGGGAGUCAAAGGCCGGUAAGGAUUCCUUUGGAGGGAACCACAGCAAUGAAUGGACAACAUAUUCCUCCACUCAGAGUUGGAGACUUCAUACGGACCUUCCCCUUUAAUUCAGCCACUCUGAGAGCCUCGCAGCACAAACUGGAUGUUAAGAUAGUCAUACAGGAGCUCCACAAGCUGACUGGUCAGUUGGCUACAUCGAUGGACAAGUUGAGGAGAAAAGAAGAGGAGGAGGUGAGGAAGAACAUAGAUGGUGAGGAAGAAUUUGAUUCACUGUUGUGGGGGCCAAAGGAUCCUCCAUUGCUCAGUCAAUACUUCAAACCCACUUAG
Molecule: messenger RNA, 2060 nt
Organism: Morone saxatilis (striped sea-bass)
Lineage: Eukaryota; Metazoa; Chordata; Actinopteri; Moronidae
Gene: ttll2
Product: tubulin tyrosine ligase-like family, member 2
Exons: 3
Coding region: 129-2060 (643 amino acids)
Biological process (GO): protein polyglutamylation; microtubule cytoskeleton organization
Cellular component (GO): cilium
Molecular function (GO): tubulin-glutamic acid ligase activity; tubulin binding
Source: RefSeq, a predicted model, not a curated record